UUCUUAUCACUAGUCGUCCGAAAAAUAGUCACCUAACUUUAGUCACCCAACUUCACACACGUUAAAAUUUAAAUUAACUUUAAAAGUUUAAAAUGUUAGGAUAUAUUUACCUAAUUUUAUAAAUAAUACAACAGUGGUAGAAUAAAGAAAUUAACAUUCUAUACAAUGACUGAAUCAAUAGACAAAUCUAAAAGAAAGCAAUUUGGUAAUAGGUUUUUAAAAACCGAUGAUGACGUUUUUAAACAUAAUGCAUGGGAUAAUGUAGAAUGGGAUGAAGCACAAGAAACAGAAGCUCUGUCACAAGUAGGUGUGCAUAUGAAAAGUAAAAUGCCUUCAGAAAAAGCUGCUGAUUUAGAAAAUAAUGCUGAUGAAUAUUGGAAUAAAUUUUAUUCUGUCCAUCAAGAAAAGUUUUUUAAGAAUAGAUGUUGGUUGUUCACUGAAUUUCCAGAGAUAACUUCACUUAAAAAUGAAAAAUCAAGUUCUAUAUUAGAAGUGGGAUGUGGAGUUGGAAAUUCGGUCUUUCCCAUAUUAUCACACUGUGUAGACAACAAUGUACAUGUGUACUGUUGUGAUUUUUCUUCAAAUGCCAUAAAAAUCUUAAAAGAAAAUUCAGAAUAUAACGAAGAACAUUGUACAGCAUUUGUAUGUGAUAUAACUAAUGAUGAAUGGAAUCCUCCAUUUGCUUUGGAGAGUUUAGAUGUUAUAUUAUUGGUUUUUGUUCUUUCCGCUAUACAACCAGAAAAGUUAAAACAUGUAGUGGGUAAGUUUUAUCAGUACUUGAAACCAGGAGGCAUGGUAUUGUUUCGCGAUUAUGGCAGAUAUGACAUGGCACAGCUAAGGUUUAAAGAAGGAAGAUGCAUAUCAGAAAAUUAUUAUAGCAGAGGUGAUGGAACAUUGGUAUACUUUUUUACACAAGAUGAUGUUCAAAAAUUGUUCCUAGAAGCAGGGUUUGAACAAGUUCAGAAUAUUGUUGAUCGUCGUAUGCAAGUAAAUAGAGGUAAACAGUUAAAAAUGUAUCGUGUUUGGAUUCAAUGUAAAUAUAAGAAACCAAUUUUGUAAAAAACUUUGAAUGUAAUAUAUUUAAAAUACUAAAACUGUA
Molecule: messenger RNA, 1099 nt
Organism: Aphis gossypii (cotton aphid)
Lineage: Eukaryota; Metazoa; Arthropoda; Insecta; Hemiptera; Aphididae
Gene: Mettl2
Product: tRNA N(3)-methylcytidine methyltransferase METTL2
Exons: 5
Coding region: 166-1059 (297 amino acids)
Molecular function (GO): tRNA (cytidine-N3)-methyltransferase activity
Source: RefSeq, a predicted model, not a curated record